AUGCUCUUUCAAAAGCUAUUGUUGCUUGUGCUUUUGGUAGCUGUGUACGGCGAAAGCGGCUCUCAAAGUGAAGAGGAAGCGGCGGACCUAAGCAGCGAUAGUCUUUCCAGUGCUGAAGAAGAACAAGAAUUCAGCGAAAAUCAAGAGGAAUUCGCAGGUGAUGAAGUCGCAGGAGAUGAAGUCGCAGGUGAUGAAGUCGAGCCACUCGCAGGUGAUGAAAGUGAGGCACAUUCCGGUUCCGUCUCUGUGUCUAAUCCCGAGAAGGUUGACAAGUGCCACGAAUGUCUGAAGCAGAAGGCGUCGGAGUUUUCACGACAUCAAUGGCUUGAUGAGUGUGCCGAAGAUUGUCAAGGUGUAGCGACAAAAGAUCUAAGGAGCAAACUCUUUAAUCUUUGA
Molecule: messenger RNA, 396 nt
Organism: Cylicocyclus nassatus
Lineage: Eukaryota; Metazoa; Nematoda; Chromadorea; Rhabditida; Strongylidae
Source: the annotation of a GenBank genome assembly